AACGUUAAAUGGGUGAGCCGACAUCUACUUUGGUUCAGCAAUGUUGAUGUUUCUGAAGCUUUCUUAUGCACCGACGUACGUUUCGAGCUAAACCUCUCUUCGGCAUUCAAAGCAUAGCUCAAAAGACCUCUUUUCAGCACUGACAUACGAUGGAUCCAUGUCCAUUUGUCCGUUUAAACGUCGAAUCUCUAGCUCUAAAGCUCCCUUUGGCCACCAAACCAGCCGGUUCCCGCGUCCACCCAUCUAAUACACCACGCUUUUGCAAAGUACGCAUCAAGAACUUCCCUUCUCAAACUGCCAUCCUUCCUUUCUGCUCUACUACUAAUGACUCUCCCCCCGAUACUUCCGCCUCCGCUGCCGGCUUCCAUCUGGACUCCACCUCCAUCCGCCGUCUUUCUGGUAAGCCCAUCACACUCCGUGUGGAAGUGUACACAGGUAGGAUGGGACACACCUGCGGGGUCAGCGGCGGCAAGUUACUAGGUUCGGUUCAGGUCAGUGUGGACUUGGGGCAUGUUCAGUCCAACCCCCGAGUGUUUCAAAAUGGGUGGUUAAAGCUGGGGAACCAACCAGAUAAGCCAGCAGCACGACUCCAUCUCGUGGUCCGUUCUGAACCGGACCCCCGGUUCGUUUUUCAAUUUGGUGGCGAACCUGAGUGUAGCCCAGUAGUUUUUCAGAUACAAGGGAAUAUACGUCAGCCCGUUUUUAGCUGCAAGUUCAAUGCAGAUCGUAACUCAAGAUCCCGAUUUCUCCCAUCAGAUUUCACUGUUUAUAACGAUAACAGAGGAUGGAGGACCUUCCCCGGCGAGAAAGAACGUGCAGGAAGGGAGCGAAAGGGGUGGAUGAUUAUGGUAUAUGAUCUCUCUGGCUCCCCAGUUGCGGUUGCCUCUAUGAUCACACCAUUUGUUCCAUUACAAGGCUCAGACCGUGUUUCUCGAUCAAACCCUGGUGCAUGGCUAAUUCUCCGGCCGAAUGGAUUCUCUGUCAGCAGCUGGAAACCAUGGGGUCGUCUAGAGGCAUGGCGAGAGAGAGGUCCUAUUGACGGCCUUAGUUAUAAGUUUGAGCUCGUAACAGACAACGGUGGCCCUAGCGGAGGCAUCGCCAUUGCUGAAGCUACAAUGAGUGUAAGGAAGGGUGGCCAGUUUUGCAUUGAUAGUAGGAUAAUGAAGGAUUCUGGAUUGAGAUCAAGAUCACCAGUCAACGGUUUUGUGAUGGGUUCGACAGUGGAAGGCGAAGGAAAGGUUAGCAAGCCAGUGGUACAAGUAGGGGUACAGUACGUCACUUGCAUAGCUGAUGCUGCCUUAUUUAUAGCUCUUUCAGCAGCUGUUGAUCUAAGCAUGGACGCUUGCCGCCUCUUCUCCCACAAGCUUAGAAAGGAACUUUGCCAUGACGAGCAAGAAUUCUUCUCUUAGAGCUUAUAUAUAUCGUCGAUCCCUCGCCCUGCAGUGAUAACCAAUUAGUUUCAACUCCUGAGCUUACAAACUGUUGGUUUGAGCAAACAAGCACAUUCUGAAUUGAAUCUCAUCUUGAGUUCAAAUCCCAUUGGCAGCUAAUGGAAUUCCUCGUGUAUAGAUGACGCGAUUAAACCCUAUUAUAAAUUUUCAAUGGUUCUCCUUUUCCUUUUCGAAAUCUGCCUCUUCUUUCAUUUCCUCUUAGAAUUUACUCUUGGUAGGAGAGUGGCAUCUGAUCUGGUUUUGGAAGCUAGCUCGUCUUGGUUCAUUGGGUAGUUGGAAUUUGUCGGUUCCGAUUGGUUUUUGUCGCACAGCUUGUACUAGAGGGUUCUAUUUCGUUACACAACUAAAACAACAGAAUGAAAGUGUACAGACAAAAGAUAAAGACAAUUGUUUGUUCAUAUUUCCUCUUCUCCUCGCAUUAUGUGUACCAUGCAUAUCAGUCUUGUGUCCCUGUAUAAUAACACAGUUCGUGGAUUGCUAAAAGGUAGUAUACCUUCUUAUUAUAUAGACAAAUGUACACGUAUUGACUCAA
Hevea brasiliensis (rubber tree) is the source of this 1983-nucleotide messenger RNA. RefSeq lists its product as uncharacterized. The transcript has 2 exons. Lineage: Eukaryota; Viridiplantae; Streptophyta; Magnoliopsida; Malpighiales; Euphorbiaceae. The coding region runs from base 150 to 1409 and encodes 419 amino acids. The record is from RefSeq and is a predicted model, not a curated record.